GAUAAAAAGGAUUUUGCGCUUUGUGUGUUUUGUUGUAUUUUUAGCCAUACUAGUACGCAUCGCAUGAUACUGUAUUCCCACUAUAAAGUCAAUGGUAAAACAAGGCUGCAGAUUUAUGAUCACCAAGUUUUAUAUUUACGUUACAGUUAGCACCAUGGCAGCAGUCUGUCUCAGCAUCGUGCUGACGGCUGUAUGGAUCUCCUCUAUUGACGCGGCGAUCAUUAAGAAAGGCCAUAAGAUGGCACCAUUUCAGGACCUGCACAAAAUCGACGAACAUCAUGAACUCCGAGUGGUAGGCAAUGAGCAAAAGUCUGAAGAGCUGCUUGAAGAACUGAUGCGGGAAAUUUUUGAAAUUGCAGUCGAAGACGAUUUGUUCGACAGGAUGCCGGAAGAUGACAAUGACAGGAUGCCGGAAGAUGACAAUGACAGGAUGCCGGAAGAUGACAAUGACAGGAUGCCGGAUGACGACAAUGACAGGAUGCCGGAAGACGACAAUGACAGGAUGCCGGAUGACGACAGGAUGCCAGGUGACGACAAUGACAGGAUGCCGGAUGACGACGAUGAGAAUUCGAAGGAUGAAGAAGGCCAAAAGAGGAUGGUGGUGUUGAGGGGUAAUGAACGCAAGGCCAUUCCGUUUUGGAACAAAACAAAACUGUGCAACUACCAUGAAUGCUUCAGCCAACUGAAGACAUGGCCUGAUGUACCCUACUACCUGCUGAAGGAUGGAAACUUCCUUAUCGACUGGCCAACAAAAUACAUUCGCAUAUUUCUGAUCUACAACAAGAACGCUGUAAGUAUCAAUACUAUUUACUAA
Branchiostoma floridae (Florida lancelet) is the source of this 814-nucleotide messenger RNA. RefSeq names its product protein bfr2-like. The transcript is spliced from 5 exons. The coding region runs from base 92 to 814 and encodes 240 amino acids. The record is from RefSeq and is a predicted model, not a curated record. NCBI's taxonomy places the organism in Eukaryota, Metazoa, Chordata, Leptocardii, Amphioxiformes, Branchiostomatidae.